Hyla sarda is the source of this 11669-nucleotide messenger RNA. RefSeq names its product solute carrier family 35 member G2 (gene SLC35G2). Lineage: Eukaryota; Metazoa; Chordata; Amphibia; Anura; Hylidae. Gene Ontology annotation, cellular component: membrane. The transcript is spliced from 2 exons. The record is from RefSeq and is a predicted model, not a curated record. The coding region runs from base 271 to 1509 and encodes 412 amino acids.
UCUGAGCGAAGAGCAAGAGAGGCAGGGUAAGGGAGGGGGAGGCAGGGGGUGGGGAGCGCUCACUGCCCUCCUAUAAGCAUUAUUUUCCUGCAGCUCCCUGUAGACAUCUAGAGAGAACAUUGUUGGGCUCCUUACACUGUGCUGGACCACACAAGAUUCCAAGAAAAGAUAAGAAAGUCAACUGAAGAUGUACUCAUCCCAGGGCAGGAGAACUAUCUGCCUGUAAGGCAACAUACUCCACCUGCUAAAACCAGAGAGUAUUAUUAAGACAUGGAUAAGUCACCAUCAAAACCUUACUCAACCAAGAAGAGAGUAAAAAUACAUCCCAACACUGUGACAGUGAAAUACACAUCCCAUUAUCCACAACCUGGAGAUGAAGGCUAUGAGGACACCAGUGAGGACAAUGGAGGCUUUGUAGAGGAGAAUCCGAAGAAAAGAUUGCUAGGGGAUGCCAAAAAGAAGGGAAAAACCUUUUUUGGGACUAUGGACGCCCGACCAAAGCAGACGGAAGAUCCUGAUAAUGAUCUUGCUCAGCAGUUACAAAGUUUUGCAGACAGUUCUAUCUUUCAGUCCAGGAAAAUGUGGGCUGUUCUAUUUGGGUCAGCGUUGGCCCAUGGCUGUGUAGCACUCAUCACAAGAUUGGUUUCUGAUCGCUCCAAAGUGCCCUCACUGGAGUUAAUAUUCGUCCGUUCUGUUAUGCAAGUAUUAUCUGUGAUCAUGGUUUGUUAUUAUAAGGAGGCUCCAUUUGGGCCUCCAGGUUAUAGACUACGAUUAUUCUUCUAUGGAGUUUGCAAUGUUAUUUCCAUUACCUGUGCCUACACAUCCUUCUCUAUUGUUCCACCAAGCAAUGGAACCAUCAUGUGGAGGGCAACCACGACAGUCUUCAGUGCUAUACUGGCCUUCCUCUUACUAGACGAACAUAUGGCAAAUGUUGACUUGAUCACUGUUGUUAGCAGUGUGUUUGGUGCGUGUUUGGUUAUGAUUCCAAAUAUAGUUAAUGAAGAAAACUCCUUUCUUGGUGUCUGGAAGGAAGCCUUUGGAUACACCAUGACAGUCAUGGCUGGCCUUACCACGGCACUCUCAAUGAUAGUCUAUAGGUCUAUCAAAGAGAAGGUCAGCAUGUGGACUGCUCUUUUUACCUUUGGAUGGACUGGAAGUGUUUGGGGAGCCUGCACUAUGUUUAUUCUUCAAGAACCCAUAAUACCCCUGGAUGGAGAGACAUGGGGCUACCUCCUUGCAAUUUGCUUGUGUUCUACUGUAGCAUUCCUUGGUGUCUAUUAUGCAUUGUAUAAAUUCCACCCAGCUCUGGUCAGCACGGUGCAGCACUUGGAGAUUGUAGUGGCCAUGAUCCUGCAACUUCUUGUGCUGCAUAUGUUCCCCAGUGUCUAUGAUCUAGUAGGUGCAGCAGUCAUCAUGGUCAGUGUCUUUGCUUUAGCUGGCUACAAACUCUAUCUAGGAAGAUUGGGGAGACAAGACUACCAAGAAAUUCUGGACUCCCCUAUCAAAUGAGGCCUGUUGUUUUAUUCUACUUGACUGAAAAUUGUCUGUACAGUGUUCAUAUUACACAUUCCACUGUUGAGGUGACCAAACCUGAGAUUUACUCCAAAGCCCGGAGACAAACCAUGGAUAUAUAUAUAGAUUAAGAACAUAUUUUAAUAUAUUGUAUUAUUUUAUUUUUACUUGCCGUGUAAUAGUAUCAUGACUCUCAUUAUGACUACUUCUUGUGGGUGGCUACAUUAAGGCAUAUGUGGCUACAGUAAUGGGCAGACCUGGUUACUUGAAUUAUGAUAACAUGUAGGUCUAUAUCCUGUGUCGGCUAAAGGGUCAGGGUUAUUGUAAGAUCGCUCCUUUAUUUAAACAAACCAAUUCUUCUGAUAUUAUGAGAUAGAAUUAUCCUUUAAGUGACUUAAGUGAGUAAAGUGAGAAAACUGCCCAUGAGGAACCCCCAGUCCAUAUCCCCUAUUAGGAUAGAUGGACAUUAUAAUCUUUCUCUAGUGGACUACUGGUGUCCAUGUAUUAUACACCUAAAGGUUCUUCAUGUAAUACUAACUUUCUCCUGCAGAGGCCUCGGCAGGGAAAACAUUGGCUGGCUAUGGCUAUGUUCACAUGGCAGAAUACCCACAAUUACCCACAAAUUCUGUUUAGCAAAGCAUGGAAAGACAAGUCUUCAAAUUUUGUGUAAUGCGGGAUUGCCACCUGGGAAUUUCUGCUGUGUGAAUGAGAGCAAAAUCCCAAGAAUCCCAAGUCUAUGGGCAGUAAAUUUCAGCAGAAUUUCCAGGAGAAGUCUCCAGCAUGAAAAUUCCACCGUGUGAACAUAGCCUAUGGCUUCCUGCCAGAAAACCAGCUGAUUGCUGGGGAACACCCAUCCAAUAAAGGUACUGGGAGCUGAGCUGCAGUAACCCAUCAUAUACAGCUGAUUGGCGAGUGUGCCAGGUGUCGAACCAUUUAUAUUUUGAUGGCUUUUCCUGAAGAUAAGUCAGAAAUGAAAAUUUUCUUUAAAACCUCCUUAAAACAUUUCAAAGGCCCUUAUGCAUAUAUGGAGGUAGAAAGCUUUCAGUCCUCUAAACAAAAUCUGUACCAAGUUCCUGACCUCUACAUGCCAGAGGUAGUAAUGUUGCCUUCUUACAUGGCAUAGAGGUGUUUGGUCCCCCUCAGGCAACCUCAUCCCGCCCUAUGACUUGACUACACAUUCAUACAACACCAGUGUCAGGACAACUUGUUUUGAUGCAUAUACGGCAAGGAUUUGUGGCAUUUUAAAAAACAAGAAAUUUAUUUUACAUAACUGAUACUUUUUAUUAUUGAGCCCCCAAUGACUUUUCUAUGAAUUCUUGCUAGAAAGGCUGUGUAUAGUCCGACAUAGACUGGAACAUUGGCAGAGUGCAUUCACCCUGGGGCCAUAGUCCAUAGCAGCAGUAGAAUGAGCUUAUUUGUGCCAAACUACAUUGCUCCUGAAAGAGUUUUUAAAGUCCCUCAGUUUUGGGGACAUACUGCAUAGACAGCAUGCCUUGUCACUUGCAACCAGUGUAGAAUACAUGAUGCGGCAUCCAAAGGAACAUGGUACUAUAAUAAGAAUGGUAUUAUAAUAAGAACCGCUCUGAACUGGUACAGAGACCCAUGACACGCCAUGUAUGACCUACCUGCACAUUAUACCCCUUACCAGGAAAAGUCACAUUAAAUCAAUACACUUCCUUGUAUCUGUGAGCAGAUUUUACUGUUGUUUUUUCCUGUUAUGCUUCCUGCUUGUUCAUCCUCAGUUUUUCAGUUCGGUCCUAGCCCAUGCGGAAAUUACCUUUGUGAUACUAUUUGCAAAAAUAUGAUAUUUUUCGGUUAACGUUUUGGUUUAGAUUUUUCUAAGAUUGGUUUAAAGUAUAGCGCAUUUUACGUUUUAAAUUGCUGAAAUUAUUAGAUAGCUGAUAGGUCAAGGAGACACUUUUAUAUAUCUGUCUGUGCUUCUAUAACAUAAAGAAUGCUUUAUUCUCUGGUGCCAAGAGUCAAAGAGUCAUCCUCAAGUCCAUGAAGUGCUGAGGGCAGAAAUGCCUCAUCGCUCCCCCUUCUAUCUCUGUUUCGGUUUGAUUGACAAUCAGGUGGAAGCUGAGCCUUGUUUCUAGCUUUUGUACUCACGUACAAUUUGUAUACACAGAGAAAAAUUUGAUUUGGAAACAGGGCUUGGCUUUCAGCUGAUUGUCAAUCAAGCAGGGACAGGGAUGGGGGGGGGGGCAUGGAGGUGCCUCAGCCCUCAUGACAUCAGGGGCUUUGGGACACUUCUUUGACACUAUACACAAAAGAAUAAAAGCCUUUUUCUAACUUAUGGAAGAACAGACAGAUAUAUGAAAGCCACCAUGUGACUCCAUAUCCUAAUAGCUAUUUGGCAGUGUCAGCAGUCUGGAACGUGAAUUGCAGAACUAGUGACCACAAGCUGCAUAUUUUGUGUUCCUGAAUCUUUCUGAAACAGAAAGAAUAAGGAAAGUGGGGAGGUCAGGCUGAGGGUCUGCCGGAUGUGAACCACAAAUGUUUAUUGUUAGUCGAUUGUUAGAAGUUUAUUGGGAACAGUUGGCAGUAUUUCUACACUUAGGGUCUAUUCACACGUACAGUAUUCUACGCAGAUUUGAUGCGCAGGAUUUUAAGCUGUGUUCAGUCAUUCUGUUUACAUUGAAAUCUGCAGCAGAAAAUCCUGCGCAUCAAAUCUGCGAAAAAUACUGUACAUGUGAAUAGACCAUUAUAAAAUAAUUACCGCUAGGUUAUAAGCACAUGUCCUACUGUCAGGUUCUCUACAAGGAGAACAGAGAAUAUAAAUUCAGAUCAUAGCUAAGUUUGUGAAUUAAUAUUUUAUUCAUAUUAAGCCAUUGACUAUUUCUUUCAAAUCGAUUGGUAAUGUAAAUGAUUCAGGUUGUGUGUGGUAUUGCAGUGUUGUUCAAUUGAAUUGAAUGGAGCUAAGUUGUAAUAUGACACAAAACCUGAGGAAAGGUGUGGUGCUGUUUUUUUAAAAAAGCAGCUAUGUUUUUCUAAUUCUGGAUAACGUGUAGAGGUAGAAUAAAGAAGGCCGGAGGACGACGCCUCGUGCGGUACCCCAGACAAAUCCUAGAUAACUAGAUAUUUUUCCUUUAUUUCUACUCAGCUCUAAUCCUGGAUAAGCCCUUUACCAGAAGGGAGAGGUCUCUUUUGCCUGGUGAGGUGGCUGCUGGUUUUGGUGCCUCGUUUGUUUCCCCUAUAUAGAGGGCACCCACUCAGGGGUUGUAUACAUGCAGGCUCUAUAAAUUAGUCACUCAACUUAAAGGGGUACUCCACUUUGGAACAGUUUGUUCCAAACGCUGAGCAGCGGAGUACCUCUUUAAGAUAGUAUUUUUGAAAGCCGAGGUACGUGCUCUCAAAUCACCCGAGUGCAAGUAAAAAGUGCAAGUGUUCACAUAAAAAAACGUGUACGAGGAUGCGGUCUAUUGCAAGCACUUCUCCGAAAGGAGAGAGGCCCCCCAACAAACCAAACCCUUCACCUCCGGGCCAAAAAGGCACCUGCAGGGUUCCAGGUACAAUGUCCCCUUUCGCUGAAGCUACUCAGGGACCGAAAGUGUUCCUGGCGGACAACUAGGUGUUAACCAGGUUGUCACCAAGGAACCAGUAAAACCGGUUUGGCAUCCUGCCGAAACAGGGUUGCCAUGGGGUAGGGAGGUGAGGAACCUCAUGGCCACACACACCUCCCCUAGACCGGCAGGAGGGACACACCCAGAAGGACUACCGCACCCUACCAAAUCCUUGUGGACAAACAGAACACAAAAAGUGGACACAGUGACAAAAAGAAUAAAUAAAUAAAUUAGUGGAUGUGCGCAGUGUGUAAUACUGGCCAGACAUCCGACCGGAUCUAUAAAAAAUUCCCCGAUCCUAGCCGUAAGGAUACUAAGGGUGAGUGCCCAGAAGAGUGAGAGAAAAAGUGCGUGCUACGUGCUUUCCUUCAAGUGGGGUUGCGAAUCCCAAGUGAAUUCUGGCACCCUGGGGUCACCACUCCCAGGGCACUUGUGCACCUCGGCCUUCACUCUACCCGGACAUUAAGGCCAGAUCCAGCAGGAACAGGUCUCAUCAGAGAUGACUGCUGUCCUCCACAGCCAUCCCUGGUACACCUGUCCUACUGUGUGGUUCCCCAUCCUGCCUUGGUGGUCUUCCACACCGCCAACUAACAGGAAAGGUAUUACACUUGAUCUUAGCCAAAAGGCCGAGAACCUCUUUAAGAUAGUAGGUAUAUCAAUCAUUCCUUAAGGGUAUAGCACUGGGGAGUAAUCUGCUCAAACCAGAAGGUCCCAGGAACAGCUGCUGGUUGUCUUGUAGUGAGGGUAGCUAAUGGUUGCUAAAAUGACCCUUAACAUAAGGCGCUUGGAAUCCCCAAAGGAAUUGGCAGGAAGCGUAGAGGUAUUGUAUAUGAACAAUAUGAUGCAUUUCGGGCUAUAACCCUUUCCUCAGAUUGGCUUUGAAACAUGUCAUUGGUCAUGUGAAAUAAAGCCUAUUCAUCUCCACCUAUACAUUUCCUGACAGUUUCAUUGGUGCUAAAUUGUAAUUGGUAGCAAUGAGGGAUUAAAACUGUUUUUGAUAAAUCUGGGCCAAUAUCCAGUUAACAAAAAUAGAUUUUAAAAACCUGUUUAAUAUUUAUCUAUGAAAAUAGGAAGCAAUUUCUAUGACUUUUCACCAGAGAAAACAAAGAUAAUGCAAUAAUGUAAAUCAUCAUGUUUGUUAGGAUUUGGUAAAUGAUCUCUUCAAUAUACCAGAGAUUUAUUGGAAAAAGUAGAUCACACUUGGCAGUGCACCUUAUAGUUUACCAGCAUGUUUAUUGUGGCACAGAACAUUCAGCUGUGAUCUUAUCAGGACAUUGUCUGCCCAUUACUGGACCCAUAUGGUUUGUAAGUGCAUCCAUGGUUUCCUUGCACUGAAGAUUUACACUAUUCUGUAUUUGUAAUGCUUAACACAAUAGUGCAAAUAACCUGUCGCUGGUCUUUAAUUUCCCAGCAGCAGUAUGGGGCAGAUACAUGGUAUGACAUCACAUGCCUCUGCCCACUUGUACCAUUUAAUAGACUCUGCACCAGCAGGGUCUGGGUGGUCUCUGUCAUUGGACAAUGCUUAAGGACUAGAUUGUGAAUAAGGGUCUAGUUAUUGUAGCACUAUGGCUUCCCACCAUAUCUUAGCCAUGACAACUUUGACAGGUCCAGUUUUAAAGAAUCCCAGUGGUCCCACUCAGGGCAAACAUCAGGGCUGUACUAGUAGUACUACUGUCAGGGCUUGAGGCCAAAUAAAACAUAAAAAGGGGCCACUUGCUGCUGGCCCUGGUCCCUCUAACAAUGGCAUUCGUCAUACUUCCAAGUGGGUUCGAAUAGAAAGUAAAAAAAUAGAAAGUAAAAAAUGUAAACACAGCCUAAUGUGAAAGAAUAUUAAAUAAUGAAAAAAUAUGUGCCAAAAUGUGGACUUUGCUUCAAUGAACUUUUCUCAUGUACUAGUUGUCAACUGUGGAAAAAGUCACAAGAUAUAGCAUAUGCAAGAUAUGGUUAAAACAUUUCAUCAAGAACUUGACUUUGGUAGCCAUGUUUAUGCUUAAAGGAAACCUUCCACAUUAAAAAUACAGUCCAGUCUGCAGGCAUCAUGUUAUAGAGCAGGAGGAGCUGAGCAGAUCAAUAUAUAGUGUUGUGAGAUAACUUUUCACAUAUUCAUAUAACUCACUGAUGAGUCAAGUGGCGGUGCUAAUCAGUGACUGACAACUCUCUCUACAUGCAAAAUUGUCAAUCACUGAGAAGUACCGCCCACUUAUCCACUUAGCUUAGAAUAAAUAGAGAUUUAGAUGUAUAAAUGACAAGUUAUCCUGGAACUUCUUCCACAAGACUAUACAUCAAUCUGCUCAGCUACUCCUGCUCUAUAACAUGACGUCUGUAGACUGGUAUAUUCCCAUUAAGUGGGGUACACCAAGACUGAAAUUUGUGGUAAACUUGGGGUCGGGUUGUAACUUGAAUUAUUUCCUGUUGUAGGAAAUCAUUAUGAUAUGUAACUUACAAUUUGGUCACCACAGGGCAUAAUAGAAAUUGUUUGAUAAUUGUAAAUAUACCUCAACUUUCAAUUGCCAUGUAGGCUAAAUCUUAAAGAGUACCUCUCAUUAACUUGAUGCAUUUUAUAAUCCUCCCAGUUCACUGCGUCAUCAAGGAUAGGGAAUAAGACGUCUGAUGGAGGGGGUCCCACCGCUGGGGCAAUCUCUCAUGCAGACACCCACCUGGGGACAGGGAGUGACGUCACAAGGGGGUGGAGUUAUGAUGUCACGAAAGUUGUGACCCUUCAGACACGGAGCAAACAUCCCUCUGUGCAGCUACCACAGAGCGGUGUCUGCAUGAGAGAUUGCGGGGGUCCUCAGCAGCGGGACCCCCGUAAUCAGACAUCUUAUCCCCUAUCCUUUGGAUAGGGGAUAAGAUGUCUUAGGGUCGGAGUACCCCUUUAAGUGUAAGUGAAGCUAUGAUUGGACAAGGCUGCACCCCCCACCCCCCCCCUCAGCACUCCAGACUGCAUUUCCUGUGUUUGGACUUCUGCCAGGCCAGCAGGAGUUCAAAGUCUGUGCAAAAGAUGGGGGGAAAUGUGCUCUGGACAAGUAGGGAGACACCUAGUGGCAGCUUUUUUAAACACAAAUAAAACAUUUCAUUUUUUUUAAACAAAGUAUAUUAGAAAGAUUUUGUAUUUACCAUAAGGAGUGCAAUAGCGAAAAAUAGUUUUAAUGAGAGUGCCCAUUUAAAGAGGUAUUUCCAUCUGAGACAUUUAUGGCAUACUCGUAGGAUAUGGGAUCUGCAUCUCAAGUUCGCCUCUGGCCUGGUUUAGGUGGCUAGUGGGUGGGAAACAAAAAAAAUAUAUAACUAAACCAACUGUUUUACAUAGUUUGAGUAAACUAUAUAAAGGAUAUUGCUAACUAAUGCUAUGGACAUGCUCUGAAUGUCCUAGAUGGGAAUAACCUGUAAUGGCCCAGUCACCUGACUAGAUGGUCAUACUAGCCUACCAUUAAUGGGGUUGUCCGAGAGCAGAAAAAGUCUUACCUGUUCUGAUCUCUGUCGCUCUCCAUUGCAGUCAUGGAUGUAUACUGUUUUGAGAUGGAAGAGGGCAGAUUCUUGUCCUGAUCAUCUCACGUAGGUGAAGUGUAUGAUGCCGCCACAGUUUUCCCCUCACCCGGUGAUCGGGGCAAGCACUCGUCCCCUCCCAUCUCGGAACAGUAUACUUUUGAGAAAACCAAGGAGUGAAAGUUUAUUGCUGGGAGCAGAGCAGGAAGAAGCCUAUUCUGUGCCCCAGACAAUACCUUUGGGGUAAAAUGGAAAGAAAAAACUCAUAAUGAACACAUUUAUAGUCUUUGUGACUCCUCCUUUGGCAAUGUCAUAUCAGUGUAAAUCAAAAAAUACUGUAAUGACAAAACAAGGUAACACAUUCCAUGUACUAAAAAUCAUAGCAAAAAAAUAUUAGGGGGAGAGCACACCUAUAAAAAAUGUAAUACUCCGGAAUUACCACUGGGAGAUACCCGGUUGUCACAAUCUGGGAUCCAGCAGAACUGCAGCUGACACCUGUGGGUUGCACACAAUCUAGAUAUAAGAUCAACAAGUACAAUAACAAAAGAACGAUAGCACGCACUCACCACUGGAAAUGUGUCUAAAGGUCCAAAGGUCCGGGGUCAUGGAACCACAUACCGGGAUGUGCCGAAGCGCUCAGAGCUUCGUACAUUCCAUAUACUCCUAUCUUAGAGACACUUAGGUGUUCUUUAUAAGCAAGGCUCUAAUAAUACUUCUCCAGUAAUAACACAUUUCCUAUUAGAGUUGAGCGACAUGUAGGAAAAAAAAAAAAAAAAAAUACUCAUAAUAACUUAGGGAUGAGUCAAAAGCCCGGAAGUGUCCAAAUGCCUGUGGACUGAUCUCACGAUUACCAUUACUUGUAAAUAUGGCUUAUGUCAUCUCUGGUUUGUCUCAUGAAGGCAAUUACCAUCUAUUUCCCACAUAAGGCAUGUGAACUUCACAGGACUUAGGACUCCACUCUAUGAGCAAGAACGGCAACCUAUUCUGUAAAAGUGGCUCCCAAUCAAGCUGACUUGGUUUGUCCAUGCAUUUACAUUUAUAGCCAUUGCUAGGAAAUCCCCUUUAAAGAAUACCUGCCAUCAAACCAUAUUUUCUAAAGUAUUAUAUUUACUAACUACUCUUAACACCCCCCCCCCCCCAAAAAAAAUGUACGUGCUUAAUAAAAAGCUCUGUAUCAUACCUUUCCCCUUGGUCACAUUGUGUGAGCUCCCAGCAGGAGAAAGUGGAUGUUCCCCAGCAGGGGCGACAUCACUGAAGCCUGCAAGAGUUGAGACUCGCCAAGCCCGGCACACACUGCCUGAGUGUGGACUUCUGCAAGUCCGGGUGGAGAACAAAUUAACUGUUUGGGAACAGAACGGAGCCACCUAGUGGCUGUUUUUUUCAAUCACAUUAAAAACAUAUAAAGGUUGAGAAUUUUAACAGCAAGUAAAUAGCAAAGUGUCUUAUAAUUACAUAAGGAACAAUAUACUUUAGUUUGGUGACAGGUACUCUUUAACAGCCACCAGCCUACAUAUAUAUCUUCACUAUCUGAAAUAUUGAUUAGGGUUCCCAACAUGAAUCACCCUGUAUGUUUAAAAACAGGUUUUAAAGGGGUACUCCAUUGGCCAGCGUUCGGAAGUAAAUGUUCGGAAUGCUGUUUUCGCGAUGUGGGGGUUGGCCACGCUCCUCAUGGUGUCAUGGUCACGCCCCCCUCAAUGCAAGUCAAUGGGAAGGCGUGUGAUGGCUUUCCCAUUCCAGCGAGAAAGCAGCGUUCGGAACAUUUACUUCCGAAUGCUUACCAGUGAAGUACCCCUUUAAACAAAACCCAAAUCUAAAAAGACUACUUUAGUGGUGCAAUAUUCACACAGUCUGUAAAGCUCUGACUUACUGCACUGGUUGUGAUGGCCUACUUCCAUGAUCACAUAUAUAAACUAGAUUGCAGAGGUGAGUCGACUAUAAUGGUCUCACAUUGCCGCAGAGUUUUAUGAAGCUUUUUGUUUUGUCUUUUUGUUCUACGUUUGUUGCAUAAAUUUUUGCUAAUGUUUUUGCGCAAAUCUUUUUACUAAAAUGACUUUAGUACACACUUUUGGUUUUUUCACUGAUUUAUGAAGGGCAAAAAAAAAAAAAAAAAUAGUUGCAAGUUUGUCGCAAAGCCCACAGAUACACCACAAGCAUACACCAGCUCCAGAGUAGGAGAGGUUUACUAUGGGUAUUUGCUCCUACUCUGGACAGUUCCUGAAACAGAAAGAGGUGGCAGCAGAGAGCACUGUGGUCAGACUGGAAAGAACUCUGAAGCAUACAGCAGCUGAUAAGUACUGGAAGGAUUAAGAUUUUUAAAUAGAAGUAAUUUACAAAUAUGUAUAACUUUAUGGCAACAGUUGAUUGGAAAUCAUUUGUUUUCCACCGAGUACCCCUUUACGGAGAACCUGUCAUCACUUUCAAGUUGCCCGAAUCACUCCUCGCCUCACCUGUCUUGAUUGAUAGAUGUCUCCUUGUUUAGGUAUAAGGAGAGACCUAUCAAUUAAAGCUAAUAGGGCGAGGAGAAAUCACUGUAAACCACAUGUAUGACUUGUGGUUAGUUAUCUUCUCCAACAUGUACUGAAGGAUUCUGCCAAAACAAGACUGACGGUUAUCAGGUAAUAAUUUAUCUAAAUAAGUACAAUGUGAGUCCAUUAUAGUUGACUCAUCUCUGACUGUAAUAAACCAAGGUGCGUUUUAUGUUUUCUUCUAUUUUGUUUUAGACUUUGGGAUCUCUGUGUUUUUCCCUGUGCUCCCUCCAAGCAAAUUGCGCUCUUGAAAUGGAAGAGUUAAUAAUUAACGUCCAUGGAAAAUCCAUGCGAGUAGCGUGCUUCUGGGAAUGGCUCCAGCUCAGAGCACAGUUUUGCAUUUUUCAUGGACGGUCUUGCUUUGAACAUUUUCCAUGUGAGCGCACAGCUCUGAGGAAGCUUUUCUCAUGUACCCCUGCCAUGUAGUAUUGUUAGCGGGAUAACAAAACCUCGCUCAGUGAAGAUGCCCAGAUCACUGCCAUCCUACAGGAGAUCCAUUCUGCCAAUGUAUUUUUGUAUUGUACCGGUGAAUGAGUGCCAUGUUUUUGUCUAUGAGUGUCAACUGCACAAUAAAAUCUCAACAACA